Messenger RNA from Symbiodinium sp. CCMP2592, 4344 nucleotides. The record is from the annotation of a GenBank genome assembly. Lineage: Eukaryota; Dinophyceae; Suessiales; Symbiodiniaceae.
AUGCCGGGGAGCUUUGAAGGCUCCGAGGCUGAUCGUAGAUCAGCCAGUGACCGCUUCGAGAGCCAGAUAUGUUCCCUCAUAGAGAUGUACGGCUCCGAGACUCCUUUCGCCCCGAAGCCUUGGAUUCCAAGUGCAGUGCAAGGCCCGUCUGAGAAUGAGCCUGACGAGCUACCGAAAGGUGUGGAGGACGAGAAACGUUCCCUUCCACAUGUUUUUCGUUUUCUUCCCAACGUCACGGGAGUCUGGACUGUGCUGCAGGUGGACGAAGCUUCUGCUGUCGAAGGGUACAGACACUUCAUCGCUGUGGCCGAGUGGUACCGCUUCAAAACCCCAUUUACGCAAUGGUUUACAAAGAACUACUCGGGAAACUUCUUGCCGCUUGCACACAUGCUAGAGAUCGGUGGUGGCCAUGUCCGUUACCCAGUCAUUUUUGUCUACGCCCAGGUUGCCCGGCGAACAACUUACAAGGGUCAAGUCAAGGAUCUGACAUGCCUGCCGGUGGAUGCCUGCACCGUGCCGGGCAUCCUCGUCCUGCUGGCGACGCUGUUGCCUACUGCGAGUUUCGGGCCAGAGGGAGUGGCCGAAUCUGUGUCGUUUAUGGAGAGGCUCGAGCAGCACAUGAACAUGAACCAGUCUGUGCAGCUGCUGCCCUUUGCACAAACUUUCAAAGUUGAUGUUCGCGAGAACAAGCUGCCAGUGGAACAGAUCAAAGCCAUCCUCUCCGACCUUGGCCUGAGUUGGUCGAGGUUUGCGAAACGAAUGACUGGCAGCACCAUCGGCAUCAUGAUGCCUUUCAGUGUGUUCUUGACCACAUCCUUUCGUUUGAAGGGAGACCCCGAGUUCUGCAAUUCUUUGGGCUUUCGCCGCUUAACCAAGCGGGCAGCUCACAUCUGGGCACAGGAGGCUGAGCUGACACUGGAACGAUGUGUCGUCGUAGACUGCCCGGACCCGACGCUGGCAACCAAGUACCAUCCUUUCAUGAAGAGCUCCCGACGCAGAGGCAACAAAACACUUCGCAUGCACAUGGUGAGCCGCUUCUUGUGCAGAGGUGCUGGGUAUAUUUCCAUGAAAGACGAGAAGAGCUUGGGUGACUUAGGUGUCGUAGAUGCAAAGAGCACCCUGGCCGACCGCACAUCUUCGGAGUACGUUGGACGCCUUCUGUUGAAGGCGGAGGCCACGGUGAGCGAUUGCCUCCAGAGACAACGCCUUCGGUGCUUGAACUUCUGCUUCGACGCGACGUCGUUUGCUGGCGAGCAGGUCUUGUCGGUCGUCUACCGGAUGGACGGUCUUCAUUUCGCUGGAGCAACGCAGCUCCUGCCUGUGAACACUUGCAGCAAGACGGAGGCAGUGGCAGCAGCAGUUGCAUUGUCAAGUUGCUUGGAAGGUGUCCUCCCAGACAAUGCGAAGUCCAGGUUCGCUUUGCCCAAGGAUGCACAUUCUUUUCGAGAAUUUCGCACGCCCACGAAGCACUUGCUGUCUGGCUUAGCAAACAGUUUACAGCAGGCGAUGCCUGCAGGCUGGACCCUCCAGGGAUGCAUCCCGCCGAACCCCCUGCUGCCCGCUGCACGUGGCUGUGAUCGGUUGCCCUUCGAGGUUGAGAAGUCGCUCCUGAACCCGAAGCUUGCCCAGGACGCCAAGGUCUACUUUGUGUGGGAUCCUGAAGCAUCUGAAGGACGCCAAGACUUCUAUGUUCACGAGGACUUUGUCCGUCUCGUGUUUGGGGCGGACGAAGGGACGGAGGGAUUCGUUGGCUGGCAACACCUGUGCUCCCAGAACCUCUGGGCAGUUUUCUGGCCAGACUUGUUUCACAAAGCCGCCCGAAAGGCGGGCUCCGCCAUACGCCGACUAGAAGAAGGACCCCAAUUCCUCCGUCGACUGAUGACUCUAUUUCGCUUUUCACGGGGCCCCUUCAAAAGCAGUCGCUUUGGUCGCACCGUGGCAGAGGCCAGGGAUCACUUGCUGCGGUUGCUCAAGGAGGAUCCGAAUUCAGACUUCGUUCAGCUCUGGCUCACCGGUAUGGCGAAGGAUGAGGCUGGAUGGUGCAAUGUCGGAGGCCCCGCCUCCUCGGACUUCUCCGGCACGCACGCCGUGGCUCUGCUGGAGAAACGCAAAGGUGUCAUGCACUUGCGAGCUGACACAGCGAAGGACGUACGAUGGUUCAGCUUUUACGAUUAUGCCGUCGCAUUAGACAAAUGCUGGCAUACCGAGGCCAUGGCACACUGUUUCUCCCUCUUCGUCGAGGGGAAGAAUCCAUGGGGUUUGAAUCGCACUGGAGAUGCAAGCGAAGUGCUUGCUGACGACACCAAUCAGGACAAGACACGUGCUUUCAUCGUGGUUUUCAAAGCGCUCCGAAUUUACGUGGCCGACUGUGCAAGAGAUUUUCAGAACAGUGGCUCCGCCUCCAUCCGCCACUACAUCUCUUUGGCGACGGGCAAAAAGGUUGGCAAGUUGAUCGUGAAGACUUUUGAGAAUGCUGCGAAGGGGAGUGGCCUGGUCUACUGUGGAGCCACAAGCGACGAGGAAUCCCUCGAAUGGGUGGCGAAGCUUUUCCUGUUCCAGAUCGAUGCCCUGUGUGAUCUCGAUGCUGUCUAUCGUUCUUUUCCCUGGGCAUCUAUUGCAUGCCUUCACGAGUCCUCCAAGGCAGCAACCCUUCAGAGCAUGAGAAUGGAGUGGGAGUUUGUGCGAGACUGCAUUGACAAGCUGCCUUCUGAGCACGAGCUCUACUGGCUCUUCUCCUUCACCCGCUACCAAGCCUACCGUGAUGUGAUGAUCAAAGCCGAGACGAUGAGCUUCCGGCCGGAGGCCAUGGAUGAAGAAUGUGGCCUCCCCUUCACUGAGGUUUGCCGUGUGGUGGCAGGCAUGACAGGCGAGAAGACGGACAGUGUGCUUUCCAGCUUGCCGUGCGAGCUGACUUUCAACGACUUGAGGGACAGUGGCAGGAGGCAUGCCAAAGCUGAAAAGACGGUGCCGCAGAACAUCCAUGCCAUCGCUCAGAAAAGUAGUUCACGCCGCCCUGCUGGAGGGCAGGCCCUCAGCCUCACUGCAGAAGACUGGUCAACUCCUUUGUCGCACAAGUAUGUCAAAAGCCGGGUUCACAGCAUCUUGAAGGCAACGGAUGUGGAGCUUGGAAUUUCAAGCGAGGCCCUUACGAAGCACCGGUCCUCCAAGCACUACACGAAGCCGCACAUCCUGAGCCAGCGGCUGGAUCUCAUGAGGCUGUUAGCUCAUGAGUAUCACGAGCAAAUCGCAGAUGUGCGGGAUGGACAGGACCGCUUGGAUAUGGUCCAAGAGCUUUUCAAGUCCUUGUGGAUUUGCAAGCUCGUGCCGGAGCAUGUGUUCGUGUCUUGGAAAAAGGGAGAAGAAGUUGACACACGCUUUCUGGUUCUUCGUGCAGGGCCACAUUGUUUGCGAGUGCUCCCGCUCGUGAAGUUCGGUGACUCAGAUGACGAUGUGUUCAGCUUCAAGGAGAUGAAGGUUCCUCGUUUGGGGAAGGCGGUGACGGACAUCACGGAGGUGGUCAUCUCCCAGACCAGCCCUGUCAUCGCUCACGAUCAGUUGGGAUGGCGGCAAACUUCCGCAUGGAUGACAUUGCAGCAGUAUGUUGCUGAUGUGUCUAUCUUGACCAUCCCUCGCGGUUUGCUUGCGGCUGUAUGCACAGAGCUGGGCCUGAAACACGGCAAGAUGGACUACAAGGCUCGGGUUCAUCUGUUCCUCCUCAAAAUGGGCAAGUCCGAACAAGAGAUCCAGAACAUCCUGGAGGAAAUCCCUGACAGCUGCCCGCGCAAAAAACGCAACGAGGACCCAAACAAAGACCAGGAGGAUGAGCAUUUGGAGGGCCAGACUUCCGACGAGGAAGAGGAAGAGCUUUUGGAGGAAAUGGCAGAGGAUCCAUCAGCAGAUGAUGAUGCCAAGCAGGGUUCCGAUGAGCCAAAGCCGGAUGAGCUAAAGCCGGAUGAGCAAAACCCGGAUGAGCCAAAGACUGUGAGCCACGAUGUUCCGAUGGCCGAAGGAGCCAAUGGAGCAGACGAGGCCGGGAAGGAAUCUCACGACGCUGAGCUGAGGGCGCUCCUCGUGCCAAAGGUCCGCAUGUACCGCAUGUUCCCCGUGGAGUUCCCGAGGGCGAAGUCGCUCCAGGGUGUGUUGUGUACUACGGCAAUCCGGUGGGCCAGAGUCCAUUUGUACAGUGUUACUUGCCAGCAGGCCCUUUCCUGCCUUAGAGCCUGGUCCCUUGAAUGGUAUGAAAGCCUCUCUGCAGAAGAGAGACAGGGGUUGUUGCAGGUUUCUGCUCGCAUCAUGUGCAGGGGGAGCUGCCGUGCCCACGACAAGAAAAAAGACGACGAGUGA